AUGAAUACUGGCUUCGUCCCCGUCAACCCGCGGCCCUUCCUUCAGGACCUGGUCAAUCAGGACGUGAUUGUGCGGCUCAAGUGGGGUCAGACGGAGUAUAAGGGCAGGCUGGUGAGCAUCGAUAGCUACAUGAACAUCCAGCUCGCCAAUACGGAAGAGUUCAUCAACUACAAGUCUACGGGGCAUCUGGGUCAGGUGUUGAUCAGGUGCAACAACGUCUUGUGGGUGACAGCCGCCGCGGGCAAGCAGAUGACACCGACUGAGGACACAAAAAUGGAGGAGUAA
Molecule: messenger RNA, 285 nt
Organism: Thermochaetoides thermophila DSM 1495
Lineage: Eukaryota; Fungi; Ascomycota; Sordariomycetes; Sordariales; Chaetomiaceae
Product: small nuclear ribonucleoprotein F-like protein
Exons: 3
Coding region: 1-285 (94 amino acids)
Biological process (GO): spliceosomal snRNP assembly; mRNA splicing, via spliceosome
Cellular component (GO): catalytic step 2 spliceosome; U1 snRNP
Molecular function (GO): RNA binding
Source: RefSeq, a predicted model, not a curated record